Messenger RNA from Zasmidium cellare ATCC 36951, 588 nucleotides. RefSeq lists its product as uncharacterized. The transcript has 3 exons. Lineage: Eukaryota; Fungi; Ascomycota; Dothideomycetes; Mycosphaerellales; Mycosphaerellaceae. Bases 1 to 588 code for a protein of 195 amino acids. The record is from RefSeq and is a predicted model, not a curated record.
AUGGCAGCGAACAAGAAACACGGCCUAUGCGGAGUCGGUUCAGUCAUGAGAAUAGCAUUCGCCGCGGAGGCCGAGAUCAGAGAUCACAGAUCUUCGCAGAUAUAUAAGAUACCAUCUUGCCCGCCUUUACCAACACAUCAGCGACAACACCCACCGCAGCAAGAAGCCCAUACAACCAGCACCAAUAACCUCAAGCUCAAAUCUUCGCAAACUUCCAAGAUGCAGAUCAAGACCUUCACCCUCCUCCUCGCCUCCUUCGCCGCAACCAACGUCCUGGCAAACCCAGUCCCCAACGCAGAGGCCGGUAUCGAGGCUCGUGCCGAACAGGCUGAGCAGGCCCAGCAAGCUCAACAAGGCGAGCAGGCAAAGCAAGGCGAACAAUGGUGGCCACGACGCGGCGGAUGGCGCCCUCAGAACGAUUGGCGCCGCCUUCGCAACCCUUUCCCAAGUCAGUUUGGGAACCAAUUUGGUUGGGAUGGACAGCAGUGUCCGUGGCAGGUGCAGUCGUGCUGGAAUUGCCAAGGCUUCUUCCAAGGCAACCAGGGCGUUUGUGGACAGGGCUGGUUGCGUGGAUGUCCUUGCUUCUAG